GUUGGUCUUGAGCGUUUCUCACAGAAAGCAGCCACGUGCAGCCGACUGCACGGCCUGCUGUGUUAAUGGCUGGGAUGCACAGGGCUGCAGCGCUGGCGUUCUGCUGGAUCUGCUCUUCCUUCCCACAGUGACAGCGGAACGCGGCAGAAAGCGCAGCGAGGCGGCAGAGCAGCAAGGAGCUGACGUACAGAGCGCGGGCUGUGGGGAGAAAAGCAAGAGGAGAAAGAGGGCACCGGGUGUUGGUGUUCCCCCGGACUGCCACGUGGAUCGGUUCAUUCAGUGGCAUCAAGGCUGGACCUGCUUGCAGCGGCUUUGGACACCUCGCCCACGGGAUGGAUGCAUUGCUGUACAACUCCCCAGUGGCCGGGAGAGCUUCUCCAGAUGCUCAUUGCCAACGGGGCUCCCCCGUGAGUGCGGAUCUGGGUGAUGGUGAGGUGUGCGGGCGCUUGGUGAUGUGUCUUUCUGAAUCACGGAGCUCGUGUAGCAACGAUUAGGCCCGCUGCCUUGCUUAUUUCCUUCACUGUUAAGCUUCUCUUUUGGCUUUAGACACUGCUUUAUUUUUUGGUAGCAUUUUGUACUAGGCAGUAAAAUAAGCCUAUCCCUUACGUUGGUGUCUUUGCCCUUCCCGCUGACGCCGUUGAUUGGCACCACGACAUUAGCACACGAUGGGCACGUAACUUGGACGUGGGGGACGUGACUUGAAAGGCCAGCAUCAGGAAGGUCUCCUUUGGAGAGAGACGUAGAGAUUUGGGCUUGUUGAGCGCGGAGAACAGAAGGCUCUGGGGAGGCCGCGUGGCUGCCUUUCGGAACGCGGGGCCUCAAAGAUCACCUAGUUCCAACCGCCUGCAGCGGCCAACAGCGAGCUCAGGCUCUAGGUCAGGUUGCUGAGGGUGCCACCCAGGCUGAACUGGAACACCCGUCGGGACGGGGCGUGCACAGCGUCUGUGUGUGGGCAGCCUGUGCCAGCACCUCACCACUGGGCUGUAAGCAGCCCAGUGCCCGCUGCACACCGAUGUUGGGUUGCUGUGAGCAAUGGGUGCCCGCCCGGGGCCGGGCCGCUCGGCGGGGCAGGGGGCGGCAGCGGGGCAGGCUGGGCCAGGCUGCGGGUUGGACGCGCGUGGAAGAGGAGAUCCCCUCUCCCUGCCGGUGACCUAACAGAGCUCCAGGUGACGCGGGCUGAUGUCACAAUGGGAUGCACUGCAUCACAAGGAUGUGUUUCCUGGGGCAGCGGCAGUGCCGGCACUUCCCUGCAAGGCCUGGGCGCUGCUGGAGCACUGCUCAGGGGCUCUGUCCUUCUGUGGCCAGGAGUCAGGUCAGGGGCAGCAAGGCUGCACCGGGCGACCCUCGGUGACGCGUGGAGGAGCAGGGGCACUUUGCAGAGAACUGUUGGUUGAGGAGCCAGGGAGGGCAUCCUUAGCUGCGAGCCGAGGGCUGCCGGCAAGCGACAUGGAAGGCUGCUGGACUGUGACCAUCAGCUCGGAGCUGGUCUACACGUUCCCAACGCUCCUGCAUCUCUCUGCCGAAGAGAUUGUGGCGAUCUGGGAUGCUGUGUCUGAUUACAUCCUGGAACAGAUGAAGCUGGACAAGGGAGUCCUGGUCCCGGGACUCGGGCUCUUUGCUGCGGUCCGAGAGCAAUUCCACAGCAAAGAAGUGGCGGUGUCGGUCCGAAGACCUGUCUUCCAGCUGGACAUCGGGGUGCUGUGGCUGCAGGACCUCCAGUCGCCCACCGACAUCAUCCCCGACGAUGUCAAGAUUGAGCGGCUGAACUACCGGCAGCUCUCGCGAGCCACCGGCAUCUCGCUGCACGUGGUGCAGCGCUGCGUGCGAGAGACCGUCCUCUUGUACUGUCACCUCCUGAGGAACAAGGCGCACGUCUCAUUCGCCUUCAAGAACAUCGGCGUUAUGACGUACGAGGACGACUUCCUCUGCAUGAGGUUCUUGUCCAGCUGCAUUACAACGCUGGAGAGCAAUGCCAGCCUGACUGCACUGCUCCACACUAGAAUUUGGCCGGCCCGUUCUGCUGACUUCGGGUCAGAGACUACCGCUCAUGGAAUCCAGGUGUUGCCGAGGUGAGUGCAUUUCCUCUGCAGCACUUAGCUGGCC
Molecule: messenger RNA, 2103 nt
Organism: Gallus gallus (chicken)
Lineage: Eukaryota; Metazoa; Chordata; Aves; Galliformes; Phasianidae
Product: coiled-coil domain-containing protein 81-like
Exons: 6
Coding region: 1180-2073 (297 amino acids)
Cellular component (GO): centrosome
Source: RefSeq, a predicted model, not a curated record